This is a messenger RNA of Magnolia sinica, 1757 nucleotides long. Its product is annotated as chorismate synthase, chloroplastic-like. The record is from RefSeq and is a predicted model, not a curated record. Gene Ontology annotation, cellular component: cytosol. Bases 104 to 1432 code for a protein of 442 amino acids. Gene Ontology annotation, biological process: aromatic amino acid biosynthetic process; chorismate biosynthetic process. NCBI's taxonomy places the organism in Eukaryota, Viridiplantae, Streptophyta, Magnoliopsida, Magnoliales, Magnoliaceae. The transcript has 14 exons. Gene Ontology annotation, molecular function: chorismate synthase activity; FMN binding.
AGUGCUACCUGUCUAUAGAUUAUAUAGACCUUUCCACCAAAAGUCUCCUUCCCGUUUCCCAUCUUCCUCAUUUCUGACGUUUGGAAAGGAGAGAUCGACUCCCAUGGCGUCGUCUCUGUCGUCAAAACCCUUUCUCAAAGCCACGAGAACCGACGGAAUCUCUGGUCUGGGAUUCCAAACCUCAGAUCUCAGGAGAUUAUCCGUUCCGUCCGUACAGAUCUCGAUCCGACGCGCUCCUGCUCCCCGAAAGCUCGAGGUGCAGGCUGGUACUGGAAAUUCAUUUGGGACCUUGUUCCGUAUUACGACAUAUGGAGAAUCUCAUGGAGGAGGUGUCGGGUGUGUUAUUGAUGGAUGCCCUCCUCAGGUUCCCCUUGCAGAAGCUGAUAUGCAAGUAGAACUCGAUAGAAGGAGGCCAGGGCAGAGCCGAAUAACUACCCCAAGAAAAGAGACUGAUACAUGUCGGAUUCUUUCAGGCGUUUCUGAAGGAAUGACUACAGGAACCCCAAUCCAUGUCUUUGUACCAAAUACUGAUCAAAGAAGUCACGAUUACAGUGAAAUGUCCAUAGCAUAUAGGCCUUCUCAUGCCGAUGCCACGUAUGAUUUUAAAUAUGGUGUGAGAUCAGUACAGGGGGGUGGCAGAUCUUCAGCCAGAGAAACCAUUGGGAGAGUAAUACCUGGAGCUGUUGCAAAGAAGAUUCUCAAGAUGGUGUCAGGAACUGAGGUUUUGGCAUAUGUAUCUCAAGUGCAUAAAGUUGUACUUCCAGAGGGAGUGGUCGACAAUGAGGCCGUGACACUUGAACAGGUAGAAAGUAAUAUCGUCAGGUGUCCAAAUCCUGAAUAUGCUGAGAAGAUGAUUAAUGCCAUCGAUGCUGUUCGAGUGAGAGGGGACUCUGUUGGUGGUGUUGUGACUUGCAUUGUGAGGAAUGUCCCACGUGGGCUUGGUUCACCGGCCUUUGAUAAACUUGAAGCUGAGCUUGCCAAAGCUGUCAUGUCAUUGCCAGCAACCAAGGCAUUUGAAAUUGGUAGUGGAUUUGCAGGUACUUUUAUGACGGGAAGUGAGCAUAAUGAUGAGUUCUAUACUGAUGAGGAUGGAAAAAUCCGAACAAGAACAAAUCGUUCAGGUGGGAUACAGGGUGGAAUAUCAAAUGGUGAAAUGAUAACCAUGAGGAUAGCUUUCAAGCCUACUUCUACAAUUGCAAGGAAACAACAAACAGUGACCAGAGACCGACAUGAGACUGAACUCAUUGCACGAGGACGCCAUGAUCCUUGUGUGGUCCCUCGAGCUGUGCCGAUGGUGGAAGCCAUGGUUGCUUUGGUUAUUUUGGAUCAACUGAUGGUGCAGUAUGCACAAUGCCAGCUGCUACCCAUCAACCCUUGCCUCCAAGAACCUGUGGAGGCACCAAAGCUUGAGGCGGCCGUCCUUCCACUUUGAAAGGAAAAAGAAAGCAGUGGUAGAGGGAAGUGAUGUUGUUGUACCAUGAUUUCGAGGACCGAGUUGUCUAAUUUUGCUUAGUAUGCAGUGAGCACAAAUGAAAUAAGGCGGGGAAUGAAAUAAUAUGUUGUAGGGCAUAUUGCUAUAUUGUUUAGUUGUGUUUUUUUUGUUUCCUUAUUUUUUUAAUGCUUCAAAAUUGCAGUUGUAUCCCCAAUGCAUGCUAUGGGUGAGCAUGGACUUUUUUCUUCUCUUGUAAUGUUUAUCUACCCAUCAAUGUUUUAAAUAUCAACAAUACCAGUCGAUAUAUCUCAUGAUGUAUCUUGUA